Molecule: messenger RNA, 3100 nt
Organism: Closterium sp. NIES-67
Lineage: Eukaryota; Viridiplantae; Streptophyta; Zygnematophyceae; Desmidiales; Closteriaceae
Source: the annotation of a GenBank genome assembly
UGACAACCCUAAUUCCUUACAGCGCCCUAGACCUGCCAGAUUCGUUUCUUGAUCUUAGGCCACUAGCGUUCACCUCAUACUCGCUUUCGCCUGUCAGCGGCUCCGCGUGUUAGCGAGCCGCUGCAUUUAAAGGUUAGCGACAAGUAGUCAGUACUCAAGCAUACGCACAUUCGCAGGCUUUUGAACGUAGGCCAGUUUCGUCAGCGCUGUAGCCUCGUCACCAACGUUUAACUAUGGCACACGCGGGGAGUGCCACGUCAGCGUCUGACGGCGGCAACUGGGCGGCGCUGCUGCUGGCCGCGGGAACCGGCGCCGUGGUUGCGGCGGCCGCAUCGUACUACUUCCAUUCGCAAGCGCUCGCGAAGUUCGCGGAGCAGGAUGGCAAGCUGAAGCCCCAGAAGAUGCGCAAGGUGACGACCGCCCCUGCGCGCCGAGCUGCGCCGACCCCGGGCGUGCCGCUGCGGCAGCAGCGCAGCCAACGAAACCCCCAGGCGAAUCCCUCAAACCCCUACGCGUUCGACCCGCUCGCGGGCAGCUUCAGCCCGGGCAGCCUGCCCGGAAAACUCGCGUCGUCGCUGGACCGGCAGGACAUGCACGCGCUGAGCGCCGCGCGCCUCGCUGCGGCGAAUGCGUCUGCUGCGGUGGCUUCGGGAUUGCGAGAAGGCACUUUCGCUGCUGACAUACGCUCCAUGAGCGCGCAUUCCUCGGUGGUGGGGGCGGCGGGCGCGGAGGAGGAGGAGGAGAAGGAGGCGGAGGAGGACGACAUGGCGGAGGAGGGGGAGGAGGCGGCGGAGAAGAAGGAGGCGGAGGGGCGCGGGGAGGCGCGGGUGAAGCGGGCGGUUAGCGUGCAGGACAGCAUCCACCACCCCGUGUCGGACCCAGGGACGGCUGAUAGACUCCGGAAGGCGCCGGAGGUGGAGGAUUACGUGCGGCUGAACCUGUACCCGCAAGACAUGCCCAGUGCGGAGGACGAGGAGGUGUGCGUGCUGCUGCAGGAGUGUCUGCAGCUGCGGGACAAGUACGUCUUCAGAGAGGCAGUGCCGCCCUGGCACACCGACGCCAACACGCUGCCCAUGCCCGACCCCAGCGACCCGUUUCGAUACGAGCCCCUUCCGCCCUCGGAUCAUGUGAUCGAGAUGGUGGAUGGGGUGGUGAAGAUAUUCACAGACAAGGAAGCCAAGGAGCGGGGCGAGGAGCUGUUCCCCAUGCACGACGCGACAACCUUCUUCACCGAUCUGCACCGCAUUCUCAAGAUAACCUCGCUGGGCCAUGUGCGCUCGCUGUGCUUCCACCGCCUGCGCCUGCUGGAGCAGCGGUACCACCUGCACCUGACUCUGAACGCGGAUCGGGAGUUCAAGGCGCAGAAGAGCGCCCCCCAUCGCGACCUGUACAACGUGCGGAAGGUGGACACCCACGUGCACCACAGCGCGUGCAUGAACCAGAAGCACCUCCUGCGAUUCAUCAAGUCCAAGCUGCGCAAGGAGCCAGAUGAGGUGGUCAUAUUCCGUGAUGGCAAGUACCUCACACUAAAGGAGGUCUUUGAGAGCCUCGACCUCACAGGCUAUGACCUGAACGUGGACCUUUUAGACGUCCACGCAGACAAGAACACAUUCCACCGCUUCGACAAGUUCAACCUCAAGUACAACCCGUGUGGGCAGAGUCGACUGAGGGAGAUCUUCAUCAAGCAGGACAACUUGAUUCAAGGAAGGUUCUUGGCUGAGGUGACCAAGGAAGUGUUCACAGAUCUCGUUGCGUCCAAAUACCAGAUGGCAGAGUACCGCGUGUCCAUCUACGGGCGCAAGAUGAGCGAGUGGGACCAGCUGGCCAGCUGGGUGGUCAACAACGACCUCUACUGCCCCAACGUUGUGUGGCUCAUCCAGCUCCCCCGGCUGUACAACGUGUACAAGGAGAUGGGCAUCGUGUCGUCCUUCCAGACCAUGCUGGACAACAUCUUCCUGCCGCUCUUCGAAGUCACUGUGGACCCCUCGUCCCACCCGCACCUCCACAUCUUCCUCAACCACGUGGUUGGCUUUGACAUGGUGGACGACGAGAGCCGGCCCGAGAGGCGGCCCACAAAGCACAUGAUCACCCCGGCCGAGUGGACCAACCCCUUCAACCCCGCCUAUGCCUACUACACCUACUACGUCUAUGCCAACCUCUACAAGCUCAACAGGCUGCGUGAGUCCAAGGGCCUGUCUGUGCUCAAGUUCCGACCGCACUCUGGGGAGGCGGGCGAUGUGGACCAUCUAGCAGCGACCUUUCUCACCGCCCACAACAUUGCGCACGGCAACAACCUGCGGCGCACGCCGGCCCUGCAGCACCUGUACUACCUGGCGCAGAUCGGGCUCGCCAUGUCGCCCCUCAGCAACAACUCGCUCUUCCUCGACUACCACAAGAACCCCUUCCCGCAGUUCUUUGCGCGAGGGCUCAAUGUGUCCCUCUCCACUGAUGAUCCGCUCAUGAUCCACCUCACCAAGGAGCCUCUGGUGGAGGAAUACAGCAUCGCAGCACAGGUGUGGCGCCUCACCUCCUGCGACCUCUGUGAGAUCGCGCGCAACUCCGUCUAUCAGUCGGGUUUCUGGCACCCCACCAAGGCCCAUUGGAUCGGCCCACGCUACUUCCUCCGAGGCCCUGACAGCAACGACAUCCAUCGCACCAACGUGCCUCACAUCCGUGUGGAGUUCCGUUACCAGGCGUGGGAGGCAGAGAUGGAGUAUGUAUACCUGGGCAAUGCCAAGCUCCCUCAAGAGAUUGUCUCGUGAUGAGUCUGCGUGGCAUGAGGAGUCAAGAAUGCGCCAUACUAAGCCGUGCUCGUAUGCAGAAUGUGCUUCGGAAUCCAUACAGCAUCAAGCACAUGCCAUGCCAUGCCAUGGCAUGCAGCAUGAAGGUGUGCCAUGGCACACCAGGCCAGGCCAUGCUGUUGCGUGGCCAUGCAGUGUGCUGUGCACUGCAGACUCUCUGCAAAACUUUUGAGUGGACUCAAAAAGCCAUCAUGUUGCUUAGCAAUGUAGUGUCCAAAACUGUACUCGGUACUUCAUGGCAGCUUGCUGCUGCCUGCUGAAUAAUGGCAUUUGGUAAUGACAUUGCCUAUGGUACCGUA